Messenger RNA from Lolium perenne, 1792 nucleotides. RefSeq lists its product as uncharacterized. The record is from RefSeq and is a predicted model, not a curated record. Lineage: Eukaryota; Viridiplantae; Streptophyta; Magnoliopsida; Poales; Poaceae.
CUGGCCAGCUCCUUUGAUUUCUUCACGCAAUUUAAAUUAAUGGAGCCAUUCGUGCGUGCCAUCAUCCGUUAUUCGUGCUAUUUUUGUCACCUUCGUGCUUGUCUUCCGCCAGUUUCAUGGCGACCAAUUAAGCCAACAAGCUGCGGAGGAAACUGUUGGAUCCGUUUCUUCCUACAAAGCCGCAUCACCUCGAGCUCGCCACGAGCCAAGGACCCAGAAACCAUUCCCCUCCAUGCCAUUCGCCAGAUCAUCCUCACCUGCGGCAACGACGCCGUCGCCGUCGGUCGAGCGUGCGCACGUUAACGAGAGCUAGCACCACCACGCUGUGACGCCGGUUUGUGUCUGGCCGGAAGGCAAUGGGGUGCGCCACCUCCAUAGAGGCGCGUCGCGAAAUGCGCUGGGUGGAACCGGCAGCGGUGGCCGGCCCGCGCCCCAGCCGAAGCUUCUCGCUGCCGUCCGUCGACCGGCAACGGCUGCGGUCCAAGGCCGCGUCGGUGCUGGGCAACCUCGGCCUCGCCCAAGGCCGGCGCUCCGGCGCGACGUCGUGCAAGUACGCCAGCCUGACGGUCGACGAGAUCAUGAUGAAGUUCGAGAGUGACUGCGCCGCCGGCGCGGGGGAUAUGAUUGUGAUCGGCCCUGUCAAGGAGAUGGAGGCGCCAAUGCGGCAGAGAGUCGUCAGGCCCAGCACGCCCACGCGGACGCCGCCCAACGAGCCGGAGGUGAUCAACGCGUGGGAGCUCAUGGCCGGGCUCGACGACUUCGAGGCGCCGACGCCGCGUGCAGCGAAUCAUCAUCAGCCGCCUGCGCCGACGACGCCGCCGUGGAUGCAGGCCGACGCGGACGUGCCCAUGGCCUUCGAGUUUGACCCAGAGAUACUGUCCGGCUUCCGGGAGGCUCUUGCGGAGGACACGUCCCGGUCCCAGCCGGUCACGGCUAGCUCGCCCACGGGCAAUGAGGAACCGGCAUCGCGGAAGGUCGCCCACGACGCCAGUGCGUGCACGCCGGUUUCGCCGGCCACCAGGGACAUGCCGGAGCUCUCGGGCAUCGUCCGCGCCCGCAUCAACGCGUUCCAGGAAAAGAUCAUCGAGCGGAGGGCGAGCAACGGCGGCCGCGACGCGAAGGUCGCGGCAGCGGCGCUGGGGCCGCCGGGAGGGAAGCGGAGGGCGGUGGUGUACUUCACCAGCCUCCGCGGCGUGCGCAAGACAUUCGUGGAAUGCUGCUCCGUGCGCAGCAUCCUGCGUAGCUACGGCGUGCGCAUCGACGAGCGCGACGUGUCUCUUCACGCCGCCUUCAAGGUCGAGCUCGCGCAGCUCCUGAAGCCGACGACGGGCAGCGCGCUCCCGCGCGUGUUCGUCGACGGGCGGUACCUCGGCGGGGCCGAGGACGUGCAGGUGCUGCACGAGGCAGGCGAGCUGGCGCGCGCGCUGGAGGGAUGCGACGCCGCGCCGGUGCGCAAGCUCGGGUGCAUGGAGGCGUGCGCGGCCUGCGGCGACGUCCGGUUCGUCCCCUGUGAGACGUGCUACGGCAGCUGCAAGAUCUUCGUCGAGGACGAGGAUGAGGACGAAGGCGGCGAGUUCCGGCGGUGCCCAGACUGCAACGAGAACGGCCUCAUCGGAUGCCCCGUCUGCAGUUGCUGAUGUUUUCUUUGUUACAGUGUACCGUAGAUUAAAACUCUCCUAUGUUUUUAGCUGGUUUGUACUUUGUACAGUGUGAAGAGCAUUUACAGAAGAAUUUUAUGCGGCCAGAGGUUUGCUUAGGCUCCUAAUAAUAAUUGUCUCUCCUUUUAUGCGUC